Messenger RNA from Homarus americanus (American lobster), 1227 nucleotides. RefSeq names its product calcium-binding protein P-like. Bases 128 to 811 code for a protein of 227 amino acids. The record is from RefSeq and is a predicted model, not a curated record. NCBI's taxonomy places the organism in Eukaryota, Metazoa, Arthropoda, Malacostraca, Decapoda, Nephropidae. The transcript is spliced from 4 exons.
CGACCUCCCCCAAGAUAAACUGAUAAUUAAGUGUUGCAACACCCCUUACACGGUGUGGCAGAGCUAGUUGGUCGUGCUGGUGUGGUGUCGUUUCUUCAGUAUUCAGGACUCGUGGCAAAAGAGCACAAUGCGGCGGACCGACGUUGCAGGAGUGGUAGUUGUACCCUACGGCCGGGUGGGUGGCAUGUUCAUAUUGAUGAGGGCGAUGGUGGGGUGUGCCUCCUUUUCCAUAUCCUUUAUUGCCUCGGGGUCAAUUCUUCUUGGAAUCGACACUGGCGGAGACUCUACUUUGACCACCAUGGGCGGCGUCUUCCUUGGUAUAGGAGUGAUGAUCUUGGUUGGAACGAUCGUGGGAGGUGUCUACUUCUACAAGAAAAUCAAGAACGACGAGCAGGAGCAGAGGAACAACCCAGGCGGUAACGUCGUGCCUCCACCACCUGGAUUAUAUCCCCAACAGACAGGGGGGAACCCUUCCUACCCACAAGUAAAUCUAACCCAAAUAGAGAAUUCAUCAGAGGCUGGAGCACACCCUUUUCAACUACAUACAUAUCCACCCACGUCUGGGGCACAUCCACCCUAUCCAGGAGCAUAUGCACCUUACCCACAAUUUCCUGUCAAACCUGGAGCAUACCCAGUACAGCCAGGAGCAUACCCAGCACAGUCAGGAGCAUACCCAGCACAGUCAGGAGCAUACCCCGCACAGCCAGGAACAUAUCCAACACAGUCAGACAACCCGCAUCCUCCACCCAGCUACCAAGAGAGUGAAGCACAGCUAAGAAACAAUCUCCAGGAGCAAACAUCGGCAGAGUGAAGCACACCCUUCUCGACUCCACUCGGCCACACCAACACAUUUAACUGUAUUUAUUAGUUGAACUGUGGUUAGCGGUGAUGAACUACAGUCGCAAAACGUGUUAACGGAUAAAUAAACUAAACUCCAGAACUAUGCUAAAAUUAAUCCAAAUACGAAAAGUAUUUCGAAAAUAUGCGAAAUGCUUUAGAUUAUCUGAACGCCUUCAAAAUUAUACAGCGGUAAAUGCAGUUUAGUAAGGUUAGCUUACCAUGCUUGCUUUCAAUCCGUGGACCCCUAGCUAGUGUAACAUUACUCUGUAAUUAAUUAACUAGAGCUGUGUACUGAUAAUCCUAUGUUUAUAAAUAUAUACCUGAACCUUAUGAUGAAAAUUCGUUAACACUGUCACGGGAAUAUAAAUUAAACUAGGAAGAUAUUUA